GUGAAAACCGCAAUCAAUCUUGGAAGAUUAGAAGCAAAAAUACGUCGCAUAUUCAUUACAAUGUAGAAUCGAGACUUUCUUAGCUACGUUCAAAUUAACGUAUAUAGUUGUGAGUUAACUGUGUUGAAGAAACCAUGUCGCUCCGCAAAACGUAUCAGAUUAACAAUCGGGAGCAGGGCAAGGCCGCUCAACGGGAUCAGUCGUACAGAAGCUGCCUCAUCACCCUACUCAUCUUCUUCUUCAUAUGCCUUAUCCUUAUCCUCGCCUGCGUACCCUGGAAGAUGCGGAAUCAAAAAGAAUACAAGGAUCGAUAUAUUGAACACGAGCCACAGCAUCAUCAUCAAGAACGCACAAAGGAAGCAACAAUCAUGACAGAUUCAUCAACAACUCAAAGAACUUCAACGACAGAAAGGGCAGUUCUUUCAAGAACUCUGAAACCUCCAAAAACAGUAAUUUCAACAAUUACAUCCACACACAGUACACCGAUCAUAGACAAUAACAGAACCAAUAGACCAAUAGAAGAUAACGAUGCCAUUACUAUAGAUUAUUCUAAGGAUAAUAUUCUAAGAAAUGUUAAAGGCUCUCGUUAUUUCGAGCGUUACUUCGAAAAGAGCGUAGAUGAAAUAACAUCGUCUGCUCCUAUAGCUCAAGAAGAUACUGAGGACUACAUCACGAAGGAAAUCCUAAAAGAUAUAGAAACUACAGAAGAAAGCAUCGACUUGUCUACAUUGCCGCAUGAUCGGCAUGAUAUUGUGACUGAUGAUGUUAUCGUUAAAGAAGCAGCUUUAACAUCGCCGAGUAGACCAACCAUCAGCACCACUACGUUAAAAUACGUUACGAUUGUUGAUAUUAUAAAAGAUGUGGUGACUUCAAAAUUCGUUAAGAAUUCUACGAGCGAUUCUACUGAUGAAUAUUACAAUUUGAAUAAAUCAGAAGUUGACAUUGUAACUAAUAAUAUUAUAACUCCAACAUUGUCAGCUCGGUCAAAUGGUCUCGAAGACAACGCUUCCGAGAAUUUUACUAAAAAAUAUGAGAGAUUAAGGAUCGGUAUUGAUGAUAUUACAUUUUCAACAGUGCCGAGUUUUCAUCAGAUUGAUCUUAAAGAAAACGCAAGUGCUAAAUAUCCCUCCAAUAAGAAUAAUUCUGAGGAUUCACAAUUCGAGGUAACGAGUGAUAUUAUUUCAACGUUGCCAACUCAAUCAGACCCUGAAGAAGAUAGAGAUACUGAAAAUUCUACAACAAAACAUUUAAAUUAUGAAGAAUCUACAGUCACGGAGUACAAUGCGACGUUAAUUAAUGAGAUCGUAACGAGAGAGAGUUCUUCUUCCACAAUAAAUUAUACUCCACUUAUGGAUGAGAAGUUUUCAUCAACAACAACGGAAGUUAAAAAUGAAGCUGAAAACGUAAUGAAUGAAACGACUAUGAACGAAGAGAAUUAUACUACCGAGAAAUACAACGUGACUUCUGAUGAAAUGGAGAAAUACAGCAUACCUUCCAUGUCCAAUUAUACGAACGCAACUGCUACUUCUAGUUCUUACAACCAUACAACCAGCACAACCGUUUCAAUAAGUUACAAUGAAAAAAAUCCCUCGACUACGACAAGGACCACAAGGGCGACAAGGACCACAUUUCCUGAUAAGAAUACGAGCGUUUGCGAGACAGGACACUGCAAGCAUGUCGCCAGCAAGAUAUUGUCCUACAUGAAUCACUUGGCAGAUCCUUGCGACGAUUUCUACGAGUAUGCCUGCGGUGGUUUUGAAGCAAAUCCACAGUUGACGGACGGAGAUCUAGUUCGGAGAUCUAAGAAUUACCAACGAAUCGCCGAUCAGAUGUUAAAAGAGAAGCAUGAGAACGUGCAUUCGACUUUUGCAACAUAUUACAACAGCUGCGUGCAAUACGAAAGAAAUAUGAUGUUUAGUGAAAGAGCAAGAAUGGCUAAUGACGCGUUAAAAAAAAUAGGACAGUUCUAUAUACCUGCCACGUGGUCUGAUCAUUACACGAACUUCACCAAAUUAUUCGCUCAAUUAAUGUUACACCAUAGCGCUCUUUUAUUUGACGUCGUGCCAGAAUUGGACGAAUAUCGUCCAAAGAUUUUCACGUUGAAGAUAGGUCCUACCACAUACGAGAGUCCUUUCAAAGCGGAAUAUACGGAAGAUCCGUGUUCUGAGGACAAAUUCGAGAUGAAAGGACAAUAUGUGGAUCUCGAAAUUUUGUACAAUAAUUAUAAAAGCUGCAAGAACGAUACGAGUGGGUUUAUGAGAUCUAUCAGGAAAGCGCUAACAGAGCUUAACGUUUUUAAAGGCUUAAAUGCCAGCUAUUCAGAACAGAAUGAAUCAGAGUACAUAGAAAAAACCGUUGACGUGAUUGAUUCUAUUAUAAUGCAAGAGUACUUUUCGAACUUUCCGUCUAAAAGUGAAAUACGGGAAGCAUACUUGAUGAACAAUUAUAGCAAAGUCAGUUUAGAGGAAUUGCAGAGCAACAGUAAUCUCGUAAAUUGGGCGCAAUUAAUUCCCUCGUUAACAGGACUGGACAUGAACACUAGCGAGAGUAUUCAAGUUUAUUUCUAUACCGCGUUGACUAAAGGUUUACGUAGAUUAGAAGUAUACGCUAAAAAGGAUCCUAUGGGUCUUAACAAUGCGAUAAUGGGAUUGUAUGCGCACAGACUUUAUCGUGAGCUGGUCUUGCCGAAGCGCGAUAAUGUGAAGGAUCAUUGUUUGCAUGUGGCUACCUAUCUUCUGAAGUUGGAAGCGUCCAGUUUAUAUAUAUCAUCUUUUGCCGAUCACGAAAUAGGGCAAAUGAAUAGUAUGAUAGAAAAAAUAUUCAACGAGUUGAAACAAACGUUAUCAAUAAAAAUGCAAGAAGCGCAAUGGGCGAAAGAGAAAGGACGAGAAGAAUUGUUAAAAAAGAUCAACAGUCUGGAGCUCGCACUACCAGUUGUUUCCUAUUUCAAGAACAGAGACUUACUAUAUAGCGAGUAUAAUGUAUCAGAGAUAACCCUGUACGAUUAUUUUAACACUUCGAUGAUUCUGCUGAAAAGAUACAGAACUCUAAUGUACGCCGAAUUGAGAAGACAAGUUGGUGACCCAAAACAAAUUUGGACAUACUAUGCCACGCCUUUCCAGUCCAAGGCCCGAGUGAUCUAUCCCCUAAACCUUAUCGUGAUUCCUUACGGUAUCAUCGAUUGGUCCUUAAUAAACGAUGAAUCAUCUUUUGACUAUCUUCUGCUGGCAACGCUUGGGAAUUUAAUAGCUCACCAAAUCGCCCAUCAUUUUGACACAAAUGGUAUACACUAUUGGGACCAAAGUAGGAAUACUCAGAAUUCCCUGAUGUUUGGAAACACUCUCACAAACACUCAUUUCGACGAUUACAUCAACUGUCAAAAGGAGAACCUGUACCAAGAACCAAUGAACAUGACGUUACCCUUCACUGACCAAACCGUAUCCUUUAGGAUCCCGCGGUUGACCUUGAACGAGCGGUUGUCUGAAAUUAUGGGACUCAGACUAGCCUAUGAUACUUUGGCUCUUACGAAGUCAGAUGCGAAGAGACUACCAUGGAUACAACUCCGCAUCGACCAAUUAUUCUACCUCGCCUACGCUCAGACGUAUUGCACGAAGAUGCCACUCGCGUCGUCGUACGUCUCCCUGUAUGAGAGCGAGGACCUACCGAGUCGGAUCCGCGUAUUCGUCUCGGCGUCGAACGACAAGCUCCUUGCUGAGGCAUGGAACUGCCCACUUGGCUCGCAGAUCGCGCCCAACGACGUUUGCAGCGUGUUCCCGUACAUAGAGAUCAAGGAGACUGCGAUGAUCCCAGAGUGAGGGCCGUUCGCGGAAAAUAGGACUGAACGAGCACCCGCGGACGUCGCGAUCUAGCAAAUGAGCCAAU
Molecule: messenger RNA, 3882 nt
Organism: Temnothorax curvispinosus
Lineage: Eukaryota; Metazoa; Arthropoda; Insecta; Hymenoptera; Formicidae
Product: endothelin-converting enzyme 2-like
Exons: 16
Coding region: 135-3815 (1226 amino acids)
Biological process (GO): protein processing
Cellular component (GO): plasma membrane
Molecular function (GO): metalloendopeptidase activity
Source: RefSeq, a predicted model, not a curated record